Phragmites australis (common reed) is the source of this 2768-nucleotide messenger RNA. RefSeq names its product probable helicase MAGATAMA 3. The record is from RefSeq and is a predicted model, not a curated record. The transcript has 20 exons. Lineage: Eukaryota; Viridiplantae; Streptophyta; Magnoliopsida; Poales; Poaceae. The coding region runs from base 84 to 2540 and encodes 818 amino acids. Gene Ontology annotation, molecular function: helicase activity.
CCGGCCGUUUCCAGUUGCGCCGUCUCGGUCUCACUCCCCUAAACCCCUGAAAGGCCGAAACCUCUCCCGCCGGUGCUCCCCAAAUGGCGGUGGAGAAAUCCGGCGGCGGCGCCGCGGCCUCCUCCUCCACCGCCGCCACCUCCGCCAUGGACCGCUUCCACAAGAUCGUCCUCAGUUGGGACUACGUCCGCCUCGUCGCCGACUCCAAGGGGGACAAGCAGGCGAAGGGGCUGCGGCGCGUGAAGAACACGUACGACUCGGUGGCCGAGUACCUCGGCGUCUUCGAGCCGCUGCUCUUCGAGGAGGUCAAGGCGCAGAUCGUCCAGGGCCGCAGCAACGAGGAGGAGGAGGUUGGGCUGGACUGGCAGAAGGGGGUGGUGGCGUCAUGCGCGGAGUCUGAGGGGUUCCACAAGGUGUCGAUGGCGGUGCUUGAUGAUUUCAGGGAGAAUGUGUCGGAGAAUGACCUUCUGCUGCUCUCCAAAGAGAAAUUUGAGGAGGGAGUGACCCCUAUUGCAUAUGCCUUCGCAUUGGUGGAACAACGUGGUGGUAGGGAAACAAUUUCUCUUAGAACAUUUGUGGCAGGUGAAAUUAAGAAUCUGAAUGUUGCAAAGCCUGUGAAUUCUCCAAGGCUGCAGCGUAUUGCUUCGGUUUUUGCAACCGCAGAGAGCUUUCUGUGGAUACUAAAGAUCUGCAGCUUGUCUACUAUUAUGCGAGAGUACUCGGCUAUGCAUUCUGUUGCUUCACUGCCUUUAAAGGAUUUGAUUCUUUCAGCUGCUGAGAAGCAUAAAGAUGGCGAUGACCAAAGUCGUGCUUGGAAUGUUCCUGAACCGCUUAUGGAUUACCUCAAAACAAACCUUAAUGAUUCACAACUAGAUGCAGUCAAUGCAGGUCUUUCGCGCAGAUCCUUUGUUCUCAUUCAGGGUCCUCCAGGAACAGGAAAGACGCAAACUAUCCUUGGACUCCUCAGUGCUAUUCUCCACUCUGCCCCUGCGAGAAUGCAGACCAAAGGAGGAUUUGAUGUUCAGAAGCAUGGACCAGAGCUGGAUAUUGAGGGCAAGAAUGCACACUGGAUGAAAGCAUCUCCUUGGCUACUUGGUGCAAAUCCUCGAGAUCUGAUUAUGCCUAUUGAUGGCGAUGAUGGUUUUUACCCUACCGGGAAUGAGCUGAAACCUGAAGUUGUAAGUACCAAUCGCAAGUACCGGGCUCAUGUGUUGGUCUGUGCUCCAUCAAACUCAGCUCUCGAUGAGAUUGUAUUGCGUGUUCUUCAAACAGGAAUACGUGAUGAAAAUAACAACACUUACAACCCUAAAAUUGUGCGCAUUGGACUAAAGGCGCAUCAUUCGGUUAAAGCAGUUUCCAUGGAUUACCUUAUACAACAAAAACUUUCUGGUGUAGAUCGCUCAUUAGAUGGUGGGAGACGAGGAGCUGGCGAAUAUGAUCGAAUUAGAGCUUCAAUACUGGAUGAAGCAGCCAUUGUAUUUUCUACUCUGAGUUUCAGUGGAUCGUCAAUUUUCAGCAGGAUGACGCGUGCUUUUGAUGUUGUUAUAAUUGAUGAAGCUGCCCAAGCUGUGGAACCAGCAACUCUUGUACCCUUGAUCCAUGGGUGCAGACAAAUUUUUCUUGUCGGUGACCCAGUCCAGUUGCCUGCUACUGUAAUUUCAUCAACUGCUCAGAAAUUAGGGUAUGGAACAAGUUUGUUCAAGAGAUUCCAAGCUGCUGGUUUUCCGGUGCAAAUGCUUAAAAUUCAGUAUCGCAUGCAUCCAGAGAUUAGCAUCUUCCCUUCAAAAGAAUUCUACGAAGGGAUUCUAGAAGAUGGGGAGGGACUCAACAAGAAACGUCCAUGGCAUUCGUACAGCUGCUUUGGGCCAUUCUGCUUCUUUGAUGUUGAUGGAAUUGAAUCCCAGCCAUCUGGAAGUGGUUCAUGGGUGAAUCAGGAUGAAGUGGAAUUCAUAACUCUCCUAUAUCACGAAUUGGCAAUGCACUAUCCAGAUCUCAAAUCUAGUUCUCAAGUGGCUGUUAUAUCACCAUAUAGGCAUCAGGUGAAACUUUUGAAGGACCGUUUUCGGUUGACCUUUGGGGAUCAAUCAAAGGAAGUGAUAGAUGUAAACACUGUUGAUGGUUUCCAGGGGCGUGAAAAGGAAAUAGUCAUCUUUUCAUGUGUAAGGUGCAACAAGGAGCAAAAGAUUGGGUUUGUUUCUGAUUUUAGACGAAUGAAUGUUGCCAUCACAAGAGCUAGGUCUGCUGUACUUGUUGUAGGUUCUGCUUCAACAUUGAAGCAAGACAAACACUGGAACAAUCUUGUUGAGAGUGCCAAAGAGCGAAACCGCUAUUUCAAGGUCCCCAAGCCAUUCACCGCAUUUUUUACUGAGGAUAAGCUGAAAACCAUGAAAGUGGAAAGGCUCCCUCCACAACUGAUGCAUGCUCAAGCGCUGGAAGCGAUCAAUGAAGUGGUUGUACGGCAAGAGCUCAUGGAUGUCGAUGCAGAUGGAGGGGAUGAUGAUGCUGCCAUGGGGGCUGAUGACGGAGGUGGCGAUGAUUAAUUGUGCGCUACGAUAGAGGUGCGGCCUGGGUAGAGAAGUUGUAUUAGGAGAACUGGUACAUGGAGUAGGCUUUCUUAGGUGGACAUGGAGGUUGCCUUAGUUGAGGGUUCAAAAUAGAAAUUCGAAGAAACGAUUCUUAGAGGUGGCUCCUAUUUGCAUGUGCUUACUGAUACAUGACUUCUAUGUACAUUUUCCACGGUUCAAUAGCUUCAUAGUAGUGUCCAAUGA